Lolium perenne is the source of this 717-nucleotide messenger RNA. RefSeq lists its product as uncharacterized. The record is from RefSeq and is a predicted model, not a curated record. NCBI's taxonomy places the organism in Eukaryota, Viridiplantae, Streptophyta, Magnoliopsida, Poales, Poaceae.
CCAUUCCUGUCCUCCAUCAUCGCGCCCAAGAGGAAUCCCCAGCUAGCAGCAAUCGUCAACUUCCCCCGCGCUAACCUGUCCGUAGGCUGCAGAGCAAAAUGGUACACCAGAGCAAGACCGCGGCCGUGGCGCUGUUCCUGAUCGCCGCGGUGGUGGCGGCCGCGUCGGUUCCGGCGGCGAGCGCGUUCGGCUGCUACGACGACUGCUACGAGCGCUGCGCCAACGGCAAGCAGGACCCUGCCUGCGUCAAGAUGUGCAACGAGGCCUGCGGCGGCAUCGGGAACACGGUCCUCGGAGGGGCCGCCGCCGUGGCCGGUGCAGGGGCCGCCGUCGUCGGCGCGGGAGCCAACGUCGUAGGCGCCGGGGCGAGUGCCGUCGGUGCCGGGGCGAGUGCAGUCGCCGGCGGGGCCGCCGCGCCCACUGCAUGAGCGCACGCGCGUGCUUGCGCGGGGCGUUCUACUUGAUCUGAUUCCUCUACAUGCGCAUGCAUGCAUGCAUGACAUCGCAAAUCGAACAUACACGUACGAUCGACAAUAAUCAACUAAACGAGAAGUGACCGUCAUCGAGUUUUUUGAUUCGUUCCAAAUGCUUGCGUGCUAUUUCAUUACAAUCUUAAUUUGGUUCCCAAUAGAUGUGUGAGUAUUGUAUUCAUAUAUGUAUUGUUGUUGUAACUUCUAUGUAUAUGUCAAUAAGUUAAAGGUUCCAAAGUUAGCAUAA